Orussus abietinus is the source of this 1227-nucleotide messenger RNA. RefSeq lists its product as uncharacterized. The transcript has a single exon. Lineage: Eukaryota; Metazoa; Arthropoda; Insecta; Hymenoptera; Orussidae. The record is from RefSeq and is a predicted model, not a curated record. Bases 1 to 573 code for a protein of 190 amino acids.
AUGCCACGAAGACGCCUUGAACUCCGUUCCAAUCUACCAUCCAAUCGAAUUCUCGUUCCUUCCAGGUUGCAGCAGCGACCUCGUCGCUACCACCGGCGCGGGAAAGUGAAGCUGGACCUCAGGAAGACCGACUUCAAGGUCCACCGUGGGCCAGCUCGCGACUCCCUGGUACCGGACUCGCCGAUCCACGCUCGUCCCUACCUGGACAGUGCAAGUUGGCUGUACCUGGACCCGAAUCCCCUGGUACCGGUCUCCCUGAUGCAAGCCCACGACCAGGAGUUCGGGAUACCCCCGCUCGGCCGAGGAGUUCACCGUCACCAUCAUCACCAUCAUCGUCAUCGCGAAAAGCACAGAAGGGUCGUCAGCGACCCCGGUACCAGGCCCUGGAACCUCCUCUCCGGAGAGGCUAAGCGACAUCGCAGGGUCUUCAGCUUCGACCAUGACGUCCGCGCUGCGCACCUUGAGGAGGGAACCGACGAGGAGGUCCUUGCUCCCGGGGAAACGAAGGUCGAGACCUUCAGGAAAGUGCCAUGGCACCCCAACCUGCACAUGCUGAAGAUCAGGCAGACCUGACGCACGAGUCUCUUGAACUUUCUCCGAUAUUUCCGGGCGCCGCCAUUUUGGAGAACGCGGGGAUUUUCUCGUACUCCGAGCAGACGCUUUGUCCUGGUGCGAACUUGCUAAAUUAAUGGCACGUUGGAGGUUUAUCUUCAAGGUUCGGUUGCCAUUAUUAGCUUAGCCGUUAAUUCGGCCCGCCGGACUCGAACGCGAGUCCUUGGGAGGGUUUGAAGUCUAGCAGAAAUCUAAAAAUCGCGCGGAGCGAUCGAUCGUACUUUUAAGUUAGGUCCAUACCGAGUGGCGAUAGGUCCUCUUCAUGUUCGGAGGUACGAACCUCUGAGGUUCACGUGCAAUAUUCCCCUUCCCGUAGCUACUUCUACGCUGAAUUGUAUCGUUAUCUUGUACAGAGAUAGGUAGAGACGAGAACUUAUGUAUUUAUGUAGGAGAAAUCUGCUCGGUACUCCGCGCAGGCGAUAAUUAAGCCAGUAAUCACUGUAACCGGGCAUUGAAAUUGCCGAGCCGUGGAUGCGCGUCCUCGGCGCGAUUAUUUUCUUCUUUCUUCGCGGCUGCUCGACAAUCGCAUGCGUUUCUGUACAUACAUUGCAUCUAGGAGUAAGACCGAAGAUGUAUGUCGGUCCCUGGGACGACUGAGCCGAAAUACACGGAAUU